AUGUAUACACAAAUAUUCAAGGAAAUUCUCCUUGAUAUGGAUCAUGGUCAACAAGCCAUUAAAGAUUUGGUCACCUUCUGCCAAGAAAAAUAUAAAGGUAAUAAAAAAGAACUCAAAAGUAUCGAUGAAUUUCAGCGUACUUAUCAUCCUACAUUGGCGAUAUGGUGGUAUACACGCCAAUGCUUUACAUACAACAUGCUCAAUCGAGCAUUAAGAACGCUCGAUGGUGAUAUUAUUAUCCGAAUGGGAUUUUAUUUAUGUGAUGUCCAUCGACAAAUUGAAGAUUUACACAGCAAACAAAUCAAUAAAUAUCAUGGUAAGACCUUUCCACUUUAUCGGGGGCAAGGAUUAUUGACGGCAGAUUUCGAAAAACUCACUAAAAACAAAGGUGCACUUAUUUCGUUUAAUAAUUUUUUAUCGACCAGUAAAAAUCGAAAUAUCUCUCUCGGGUUCGCCAAGGAUGCCUU
This is a messenger RNA of Rotaria sp. Silwood1, 467 nucleotides long. The record is from the annotation of a GenBank genome assembly. Lineage: Eukaryota; Metazoa; Rotifera; Eurotatoria; Philodinida; Philodinidae.